AUGACUUGCAGUUCCGAUGUCCGAAUCUUUCGAUUUUGUCGCUUCUUGUCAGGUCGAGGACCUACACAAACGUGCAAACGAAAAUCACGUGCGUUAGGCUCAGCAGAUGUGGAUUUCGACGAUCACUCCACAUGGGGUGGAAACGCGUUCUCAGGCGCCCAGGCCGUGAACACGCAAGCCCAGAGGCAGGCGCUUGAGCCACCUCUUGCCAACCGCACUUCGACAUCAUCAUCAUUGCUAGCCGCUCAUCGUACUACGCUCAUCAUCAUCACCUGCCGACGUCGCCGCAUUUUCCAACACCACUGCAUCAACAACACAUUAUCGGGAGACAUGAUCAACUUUCACCCUGGCCAGACGUGGUCGUCGAACCCCAACCCGGCGUACGCCAACCUUGGCACUCCGUCUUUUAGCUCGGCGGCUGCAUCAUCUUCGUCGGAUCCCACCUCGCACACGUCGCAGCCGAUCGUGACGGGUACGUCGGUGCUCGGACUCAAGUACAAGGAUGGCAUUAUGCUCGCCACGGACACGCUCGCCUCGUACGGCUCGCUCGCACGAUUCAUGGACAUCACGCGCAUCUCGCAGUUUGGACAGAACACGCUCAUCGGUGCGAGCGGCGACAUGAGCGACUGGCAAUACGUGCAGCACAUGCUGGGAAAGCUCAUCACAUCCGAAGAGGUCACUGCCGACGGACACACGCUUACACCCGCGCAGAUCUACGCCUACCUCGCGCGUGUCAUGUACAAGAGGAGAAGCGACAUCAACCCUCUCUGGAACUCAUUUGUGCUCGGCGGCGUGGACCCCAAGGACGGCACACCAUUCCUGGGCUACGUCGACCUGCUCGGCACCACGUUCACAAGCAGCACCAUCGCCACGGGCUUCGGUCUGCACCUGGCGCAGCCUCUGCUGCGAAAGAUGGUCGAGGGUCGCGAGGACACGUUGACCGAGGAGGAGGCCAAGGAUAUCCUCGAGAACUGCAUGAAGGUGCUCUUCUACCGCGACGCAAGAUCGCUCAACAGGUUCCGUGUCGCCAAGGUUACCAAGGAAGGAUGCCACAUCUCGGAGCCGUACAGUGUGCCAACCUCGUGGGGCUUCGCCGAGAUGCUGCGCGGAUACGGACCCCAGACGCAGUAA
This is a messenger RNA of Moesziomyces antarcticus, 1131 nucleotides long. RefSeq names its product proteasome endopeptidase complex, beta subunit. NCBI's taxonomy places the organism in Eukaryota, Fungi, Basidiomycota, Ustilaginomycetes, Ustilaginales, Ustilaginaceae. Gene Ontology annotation, cellular component: proteasome core complex. The coding region runs from base 1 to 1131 and encodes 376 amino acids. The record is from RefSeq and is a predicted model, not a curated record. The transcript has a single exon.